Molecule: messenger RNA, 1860 nt
Organism: Lampris incognitus (smalleye Pacific opah)
Lineage: Eukaryota; Metazoa; Chordata; Actinopteri; Lampriformes; Lampridae
Gene: ackr4b
Product: atypical chemokine receptor 4b
Exons: 1
Coding region: 4-1128 (374 amino acids)
Biological process (GO): immune response; chemotaxis; G protein-coupled receptor signaling pathway
Cellular component (GO): membrane
Molecular function (GO): scavenger receptor activity; chemokine receptor activity; chemokine binding
Source: RefSeq, a predicted model, not a curated record
AGCAUGGAUGAAAACUAUGAUCACGACUACCAUGACUUCGACAACUCCAGCGAUAAUGACAGUUAUGACUACAGCGACUACCACAGCCUCUGUGACAAGGAGGCGGUGCGCUCUUUUGCCAGCCUCUUCCUCCCGGCCAUCUACGCAGUGGUCCUGGUGGUGGGCCUUGCCGGGAACGCCCUGGUGGUGGUGGUCUAUGCAUCGCCUCGGCGAAUGAGAACGCUGACAGAUGCGUGCAUCUUCAAUCUGGCCGGGUGCGACCUGAUUCUCCUCCUCACUUUGCCCUUCUGGGCGGCCGACGCCGUCCACGGCUGGAGGCUGGGUGUGGCGGCGUGCAAGAUCAUCUCCUUCCUCUAUGGCACCAACUUCACCUGCGGCAUGUUUCUGCUGGCAUACAUUAGCAUAGACCGCUAUUGUGCGCUAGCCCGCAGCACGGUAGGCAGGCCUGGGACGGCCGCCCAUGACAGGAGACGGUGGCUGCUGAUGUGUAUGGCAGUGUGGGUUACUGCCAGCUUCCUGGGUGUGCCUGACCUGGUCUUCUAUCAUGUGAAACACACGUCACACAGGCCAGGCUGCAUGGCCAUCUACCCUAACUGGAUGGCACGUCCUGCCAAGGCCGCCCUGGAGCUACUGGAGGUGACCCUGAGCUUCCUGCUCCCAUUCCUGGUCAUGGUGGUAUGUUACACCCGGUUGGGGUUGGUGCUGAGCCGGGCAGCCGGAGUGAGGAGGGAGAGAAAGUGGCGCGCCCUUCGGGUCCUCCUAGCUGUGGUGGCCGUGUUCUUACUCACCCAGCUGCCCUACAACAUCGUCAAGCUGAUACGAGCCCUCGACAUCAUCUACAUGCUGGUCACCGACUGUGAGCUGAGCAAAAAUCUUGACCGGGCCAUCCAGGUGACGGAGAGCCUCGCCCUCACGCACGCCUGCAUCAACCCAAUACUCUACGCCUUCAUCGGAUCCUCCUUCAGGGGCCACGUCCUAAGGGUUGCCAAGAGACUCGGGCAGCGGCUCGGGCGACACCGCCAACUUGUGGGCCAGGAGCCCACCGUGGAAAUCGCGCUCAGGACACCCGGUCACACCCACUCCCAGUCUACGUCAGAGGACAAAGACACAAGCACCUUUACUAUCUGAGGCUCUGAGAUGAGUAUUAAAUGCACUUUUCUCAGGGUUCCCACACUUUUUUAAGGAACAAUUUUUUCCCAGGACCUUUCGGGGACAUCUUCCAUGACUUCUGCGUGGUUAAACAUGUCAGAAGCUACUGAGAGAAGUUCCUAUUAUUCAGUAUCUACCAUCAGUGGAAGCCUCAACAGCCUCUAAAUGACAGUGUAAUGUUUAGCUAGUCGCUGAACAUACCGCCUAAACUUAAAGCACUGAUGUGACAUCUCAGUCACUAUAAAUAUGGCUAAAAAUAUGUGAUCAGCUCAACAUUUUGCUGGAAAUAUUCAGUCUAAACUGGGGGAAAAAAUGUGAUAACCUAAGUUUAAGAUUUUCUGUGGCAACUGAUGAAUUUUAGCAUUUCCAUCUGUUUCCAAGACUGGAAAAUUAGUCCAUAUAUUUCCAGGUAUUCCAGGAUGUGUGGGAACCCUGUCUUCUGUAAAUACUUUAGCAACAUUUGAUAUAUGAAAAUCUAUAUAUAUAUAUAUAUAUAUAUUUUUUUUUUUGAUAGCCAGUAAAUGGAUUACAUUAACCUUAAAGUAAGAAUAUAAAAAUUGUCCGCCUGUGUAUAUAUUUGUAUAGUUGGUAAAUAUGCAAAAAAUAAAAGACAACUACCGUGUACAUAUCUAUAUUGUUGAAUAAAAAGCAAUGCAUCUACCCACAUCUGUUGCAGUUUAACACCGCUAAAACCCAAUAAACUAUUGCUUA